Messenger RNA from Hypomesus transpacificus, 1894 nucleotides. RefSeq names its product cytosolic 5'-nucleotidase 1A-like. The record is from RefSeq and is a predicted model, not a curated record. Gene Ontology annotation, cellular component: cytosol; cytoplasm. NCBI's taxonomy places the organism in Eukaryota, Metazoa, Chordata, Actinopteri, Osmeriformes, Osmeridae. Gene Ontology annotation, biological process: nucleotide metabolic process; adenosine metabolic process. Gene Ontology annotation, molecular function: 5'-nucleotidase activity; magnesium ion binding; nucleotide binding.
ACGCCCAUGUGAGCUAUUCAUUUCCUAAUUUUCCGUUCCUGGGACAGCAGUUGAAAACUUAAUAUUCUACACAAAAUAAAAGUAAAAUUUAAAGAUAACCCUCCAGUAAUGAAUGACAAUGGAGAACAAGAAGCUGGGGUUGAAGAUAAUCCCAAGCCAGUUACCAUCGCUGUCUCAUCUCGCACCUUAUUCGACAUGGAUGCGGAGAGAUAGAUAUUUGAGCAAGGCCUCGAGAAGUAUGUUCAAUAUCAACAGACGAACAAGGACGGUGAAGGCUUUGAUGACAGUAAAUUCUCGGUUAAAGGAGCUCUACCCAGAGAGUGAGGAGCUAUUUGACAUUGUCUUAAUAUGUAAACAGCCUCCGGUUCCGGUGCGCCUUUUCAAUAGUAUCAAUCACCAUGGUUUAACUAUAAAUAGUUUUUGCAUGACUGGAGGAAGAAGCCCUUUUGUCUUUCUUAAAGCUUAUAUGACCAACCUCUACCUAUCUAAGGAUUCUAAGAAAGUCAAGGAGGCCAUUAAGGAGGGCAUUGCUGCUGCCACCAUGGGUAAUCCAGACAUGAAAAACCAGUUGAGCGACAUCCAGUUAAAAGUGGCCUUUGAUGGGGAUGGUGUGCUGUUUUCCGACGAGUCUGAAAUUAUAUUUAAAGAACACGGCUUGGAUGCAUUUUCUGAGAACGAGAAACGGCUUGUAAACGAACCUCUUGAACAAGGUCCAUUUAAGUGUUUCUUGGAGGCACUGGUGAAGCUUCAGAGGAAGUUCCCUGCUGACAAACCCUGCCCCAUACGUACCUACCUGGUAACAGCCCGCAGUGGUGAAGACAGCUCAGGGACCCGUGUCCGGGAGACUUUGAGGAGCUGGGGCCUUGAGAUCGAUGAGUUCCGCUUCCUGGCUGGGAAACCUAAAGGGACCGUUUUGCAGGAAAUCCAGCCACACAUAUUCUUUGAUGACCAGAUGUCACAUAUCAAGGGGGCAGAAAAACUUGGGACUAUCUCUGCGCAUGUGCCUUAUGGGAUUUGCUCUUUUGGGAAGUACCAUAAGAGCAAACUUAAUGAGAAGCCUGCAAAAGACAAGUAAAUGUAACAUCAUUUUCAAUACAAACACCAUAGGCGUGCCCUGAUUUUGCUAGUGUUUGACAUUUGAUAAUUGAGUGCUUUUGUCAAUAUUUUACACUCUUAAAUGGGGAAUAAUUUACCUUGUGACACAGGUCCCCUGUGGCCUCAAGUCUUCAGUCCAUGCCCCUUUGGAGAGACUAUAUCACCUCCCCUUUUUAUUGAAUAGAUUUUAUGUAGUCAUCUUUAAUAUUGGAAUGUUCAUUUUCAUAUAAUUACCAUACUAUUAUCAAUUGAAAUAAUAUUGUUUGUUGCAGUGUCAAAUCACAUACUUGUAUAUGUGUUGCACCCACACAUUUCUGCUUGUGCAUUUCAUUUUGUGCCUUGAAACCAAGAUUAAUUGAUUCACCUCAAUGUCAAUGAUGCCCACCUGCAUUGAGCAGGUGGAGGAUGAAGCUGUGUGCUAGCGGAAGGUACUUCUUUAAUGCCACUUUGUUGAUGUGGAAUCUAGGUUUGGCAUUAAGUCUGUAGUUUGCGUGAUGUGACUUAAUUGUGAGUGCACAUGUCAGUUUCCUUUCUGUGAACACAUUUCAUGCUGUUUAAAAUAAAUAUACAUUUUGCUUUGAAAAAGAAUGUGGUGCCAUGUCUCACCGGUGCACAUACAUUUGGCUGUAUUGGAUGAUUUAUCCUAACGUGAAUGGUUCCAACUGGGUGUCUAUGUAAAGUAAAAAGUGGUGUUUCUUUGGUAUUUAACUUUUACAUUCUAUGAUACAAGUAUAAUGUAUGCUGUUAUUUGUAUUUCUGUAUUGUCACUAAGCAUUAAUAAAAACGUAAUUAAUAAAAA